AUGAAGGUGAAGAACAGGAAAAGGCAGGUUCCAGAAAGCGAAAAAGAUCAUCUUCGCAUGAUGAAACCUGCCCUAGUACUAAGAAAGCACCUGUACCAUCGCAUGUCGCUCCCAGAAACACAGUACCAGGUCCAACAUCUCUUGACCGGCUUUGUUUCCAAUCUGUACUGGGUCCUGCUGGCUACUGAUUACAUCAGUAACCAGAAGGUUGCUGUAAAAGUGGUGAGCAAAAGAGCUAUGCUGAAUCUUGGCUGGGAGAACAUCAUGUCGGAGCGUCGGGUCUUGGAGAUCACAGCAGGCAGCUUCUUUCUCACCCAUGCCGUCUCCACUUUCCAGACAGAGGAAGGGCAAUGGUUUAAAUUUUAUCAUUUGGGGUUAACUUUAUGUUUAUUCAACAGGUUCUUCGCGGCAGAGAUUGUCUGCGGCCUGCAGUUCCUGCACAACAAUGGUGUCAUCCAUCGAGACCUGAAACCAGAAAAUAUUCUCCUGGACGGCGUCGGCCAUAUAAGAAUAGCUGAUUUUGGGCUGGCGCUAGAGAAUAUGUUUGGUGAUAUCAAAGCCAUUGGAAAUGCAGGAACAAAUGGCUAUAUUGCACCAGAGAUGUACAGAGGUGAAUGCUACAACCGGGGAGUCGACUGGUGGGCAUUUGGCGUCAUCCUUUAUCAAAUGGCCACGGGAUUAUAUCCCUUUUAUUUUGAUGAUAAUGAUGAUAACACCUUGAUCAACUCAGUGCUCUACCAAACACCAGAGUACCCUGAGUGGCUUAGCAUUACCACCAAAGACAUUUUACAAUUGGUGAGUACAAGCAGAUAUUCUAUGGGCUUUAGAAUUCCUCUCGAUAUAUAG
Spea bombifrons (plains spadefoot toad) is the source of this 846-nucleotide messenger RNA. Its product is annotated as protein kinase C delta type-like. Bases 1 to 846 code for a protein of 281 amino acids. The record is from RefSeq and is a predicted model, not a curated record. Gene Ontology annotation, molecular function: ATP binding; protein kinase activity. The transcript is spliced from 5 exons. NCBI's taxonomy places the organism in Eukaryota, Metazoa, Chordata, Amphibia, Anura, Pelobatidae. Gene Ontology annotation, biological process: protein phosphorylation.